UUAUUUUUUAAAUGUACAGUUUUUUCAUACCUGUGAGGUUAUUAAGAUAAAAUUAUGGUACAUACGCGUCUACCAAACGUGAAAGGGUGCAAAUAUGGAAUCUCUCAAAAAAAGACUGGUCGAGUGCGGUCAGGAUCAUCUGUUAAAAUUCUGGGAUCAGUUGUCUGACAAGGAAAGAGAACAGCUUUGUCAAGAUAUAUCUGAAUUACAUGUUAUAGAAGUGACAUCAUAUUUUGAGAGAACAAUGUAUACUUUUUCCAAUAUGCAUCAAAAUAUAUUAGAUGAUAGAGUGUCUCCUAUUCCUAAAGAUAAUAUUGCAUCUGUCAAGACAGCGGAUAAGGAUCAAUUGAAGAUAUAUAAAAAAUUAGGCUUGGAAGAAAUAGCAAAUGGCAGAGUAGCUGUGUUAUUAAUGGCUGGUGGUCAAGGAACCAGAUUGGGUGUCUCUUAUCCUAAGGGUAUGUACAAUGUUGGAUUGCCCUCUGGCAAAAGUCUGUUUCAAUUGCAAGCAGAGAGAAUACUUCGUUUACAAGAUAUAGCAAAGGAAGAAUGUGGUAAAGCAGGAGAGAUUACUUGGUAUAUUUUAACCAGUGAAGCCACGCACGAUACAACUGUUGAUUUCUUGCAAAAAUAUAACUAUUUUAAUCUAAAGGAAAAGAAUGUUAAAGCUUUCAAGCAAGGCAUGCUUCCAUGUUUUACUUUAGAUGGAAAAAUCAUUUUGGAUGAGAAAUACAGGCUUUCUAAAGCACCUGAUGGAAAUGGAGGAUUAUACCGAGCUUUGAUGACACAAAAAAUAUUGGAUGACAUGAUACAACGUGGAACUCGUAGUGUCCAUGUUCAUUCAGUUGAUAAUAUUUUGAUAAGAGUAGCAGAUCCCAUUUUUCUAGGAUAUUGCUUAUCUUCCUCUACUGAUUGUGGAGUUAAAGUUGUAGAAAAAUCUUCGCCAAAUGAAGCAGUAGGAGUUGUGUGUAAAGUUGAUGGUAUUUAUCAGGUUGUUGAGUACAGUGAAAUUUCAAAGGAGGCAACUGAAUUGCGUUCUGAUGAUGGAAAAUUAAUUUACAAUGCUGCAAAUAUAUGUAAUCACUACUUCACUGUAGAUUUUCUACGUGCCGUUGCUAACGUUCACGAGAAAAAAAUGGAGCUUCAUGUUGCUAAAAAGAAGAUUCCAUAUAUUGACGAGGAUGGGAAUAGAAAUGUACCCACGUCUCCAAACGGUAUUAAAAUUGAAAAAUUCGUAUUCGAUGUGUUUAAAUUUGCCAACCAGCUAACAGUUUGGGAAGGAAUUCGCGAGGAAGAUUUCAGUCCCGUUAAGAAUGCUGACUUCGCUGGUGAAGACUGCCCAAGCACAGCGCGAAAUGAUGUACUUAAACUCCAUAAGAAAUGGUUGUUAAACGCUGGAGCGACGUCUGUGACAAACGAUGUAGAAGUAUCUCCCUUACUAUCAUAUGCGGGAGAAAAUUUGAGUCACGUAAAAGGGCAAUCGUUCGAAGGUCCUUACGUGUUAGAAUAG
This is a messenger RNA of Habropoda laboriosa, 1507 nucleotides long. RefSeq names its product UDP-N-acetylhexosamine pyrophosphorylase (gene mmy). Gene Ontology annotation, molecular function: UDP-N-acetylglucosamine diphosphorylase activity. Lineage: Eukaryota; Metazoa; Arthropoda; Insecta; Hymenoptera; Apidae. Gene Ontology annotation, biological process: UDP-N-acetylglucosamine biosynthetic process. Bases 95 to 1507 code for a protein of 470 amino acids. The record is from RefSeq and is a predicted model, not a curated record. The transcript is spliced from 4 exons.